Messenger RNA from Orbicella faveolata, 3139 nucleotides. Its product is annotated as NFX1-type zinc finger-containing protein 1-like. The record is from RefSeq and is a predicted model, not a curated record. NCBI's taxonomy places the organism in Eukaryota, Metazoa, Cnidaria, Anthozoa, Scleractinia, Merulinidae. Gene Ontology annotation, biological process: regulatory ncRNA-mediated heterochromatin formation. Gene Ontology annotation, molecular function: helicase activity. Gene Ontology annotation, cellular component: nuclear RNA-directed RNA polymerase complex.
ACGAGGUGUUUUAUUGCGAAGGUAUUUUGUAGUUUUUAUUGAUAAUUUAACGUCCUCCGUGUUUUUUUUGAAGCCCCUGAUUUCCGGAAAUGACCUUUUGGUUUCUAAGAAAUUCUGCCUGUGAUUUGAUUGGCUCACGACCCAUAUUAAGUUUAAGUAUCUUAGACACUUGCCCCAGCAUAUUUUCCUUCACUUGCUCGAAAAGUGUUCCUUUCUGCAUUUGGAAACCAGUUUUUUACGUAGAUUAUUACGUAGCCGAGGUAUGCGAUGAUUGAGGAAUAACUUUGUUAUCGACAAGCCCUUGCAAGUUACGCCGAAAACAGAGCACCGCCGGCAUCUGGCUUCCUCCUUGGACAUUUGAGAGGUGCUGUCAAUGGACGACUGGCGAGGCCAAAGAGGCAGAGGAAGUGGGGGUGGAAGAGGCCGUGGGAGGGGCGGUGGAAGAGGCCGCGGAAGAGGGGGUAGAAGGGGUCGUGGUGGCGGCGGAACUCCGAGAAACCAACCUGAGCUUAAGCUAGGAUUCGGGGAACUUCAAGCCCUUGAAACCAAAACCUCGGACGAAAUAAUCCUCCACUUAACAUCGAGUCGAUGUUUCCCAGCCACAGAGUAUUUAUUAAAACAGCAGUCAGUAAUGGAAGAUCACUGGAUUGUCUUGAUCGUUAGCAUUGUUACGAAAGCCUGUGACUGCAGCUCUAAGGAGGACCUGUUAAAGCUACUCAACCUGUUACGAGGGUCGUCGUUUCUCAAUUUGCAACUCAGACCAUAUUUAAACAUGCUAUCUGCUAACAGCUUACCUCCUUGUGACGUCGCAGUGUUUUUGAAAAAUGUUGUCAAGAUAAUGAGCGAAUUGCUCCGAAGAUUCCCGAGCUGUUAUGCUGAUCUUCCGGUGCCCGACCUGUACUGUGGAACAAAAAGGCUGUCUGACACGGGACAGUUGGUUGAUGGUGCCCUCGUCACAGAGGUAGAUGAACUAAUGAAAUUGAGAUCCGAGAAGGCCGAGGAGCUGAAGAGAAAGGAAGAUGAAGAACGUCAGAAAAGAAGGCAGCCUCGCAGAGAUGCUGAGAUGAACGAUGAUGUUGAUCCACCCGAUAGUUUCCGCUGGCUCUCUGUUGUUCCAACUCAGGAAGACAUCUUGUCUGAAGGACGGCCCUUUCUCAGAAGGAACAAAAUUGAUGGGAGCUACAACGAUGCGGAACAUUAUUUGGACGUACAAUUUCGACUCCUUCGUGAAGACUUUGUGCGGCCCCUCCGUGAGGGGAUCGCGCAGUUGCUGGAGCGUAUGGGGUCCACUAGGAUUGGUGCACUACAGUCCUUACAAGACAUACGUGUGUACAGUAAUGUUCGGUUGUUGUAUCCUGUAUGUACCUCCAACGGCAUCCGCUACCGGAUCAAGUUUGACAACUCCAGACUCAGGCAUGUAAGCUGGGAGAACAGCAAACGGCUCAUCUUCGGCUCACUGAUUUGUUUGUCCAAGGACAACUUUAAUAGUUUUGUCCUUGCCACUGUGGCCGAUCGAGAGCUGUGGGACAUAAGCUGGGGAAUACUGAACAUUCAGGUUAUACGUCUAUACGAUCAAGCAAGACUUGAAGAAGGUGACGUGUACCAGAUGGUAGAGAGUACUGCCUUCUUUGAAGCUUAUCGUCAUGUGCUGGAGGGCCUGAGGGAAAUUGAUCCAGCAGAACUGCCCUUCCAGAAGUACAUUGUAAAUUGCCAGAAAGAAGUGGAACCUCCUGCCUAUGUAAACCAACACGGAACCUUUGAUCUGACACCCAUCAUGAAGAAUCCACACUGGACUCCUACUGCUAGCACUGCAACGCCGCUACAAAGGCUGAAAUUACGGCGUUCACUCGGCUUGGGCAUGAAAGACGCGGUUGGAAAAGGAACAAAUAUUCCACUCCUGAACCUGGUCUCCUGGCCGUCUGCGGAAGAUCUGGGUCUAGAUGACUCUCAGUUCAAAGCGCUUCAGAUGGCGCUGACCAAAGAAUUCGCUGUCAUUCAAGGACCGCCGGGGACUGGAAAGACGUACAUUGGUUUGAAGAUUGCCAAUGUUUUACUGCAUAACAAGGAGAAGUGGGACAGUGGUAGAGCGUUUCGGUUUAACACCUAUCGGUUUGGCCAACGAGCCUCUUCUGGGCAUCGCCCAAUCCUUGUUGUCUGCUACACAAACCACGCCCUUGAUCAGUUUCUGGAAGGAAUCCAUCAGUUCCAUCCCGACGGAAUUGUGCGAGUUGGAGGGAGAAGUCAGAGUGAGACUAUGAAAGAGUGCAGUCUGUCGGAAUUGAAACACAAAAUGUAUCAGGACGAAGAAGUUCCCGAUGACAUCAGAUAUGCCAUUAGCAGUGCUCGUAAGAAACUGAACGACACCCGGUCAACGGUGGACGAGUCAUUGUAUGGGUUACAGAGAUGUCGCGAAGACGUACUAGAUGAAGACGAGUUGCGUAACCACGCCCGAAGCAUGACGUCCGCUCAUUACGAGUCUUUGAAGCAGCCGUUUGUUGAAAUUGCUGAAAAUAACGAGAGCUGUAUCAUGCAGUGGUUGCAGUUGUCCAUGGACUUGGCAAAUCCCAACCAAGGAGGGGGAGAAAAUACGGGAGCAGAAGCGGAAGCGGAAGUGGAAGGGGAAGAAGCAGAAAAGGAAGAUGACGAUAGCAAUCAGAACCCGGAUGUACGGUACGAAGCUGACGUCAUUCAGGAUCAAAGAAUUCUGAACGAUGAUGACAGUGAUGAUGACAUUGACGAUGGGCACAGUUCGAAGCCAGCUAGGAAAAAGGAGGAACUGGGCGCUGUGGAUCCUUCCGAUGUUAGCAGGAAAAGCGAGGAUGGAUGGAAAAUUCAGAAUGCUUAUCGCCUGAGAAGGAAAAUAAAAAGGAUCACGAUUCGCGAAGUGAGCAAAAAAGAUGUCAUGCCAGAUGAGAAAGCGAAAAUGGUUACAGAUGUUUGGAGUUUGAGCCUUGAAGACCGCUGGAGUCUGUACCGGCGAUGGCUGAUGGAUGUUCGCCAACACUACCGUCGCACCAUAUCCGACCAUCAGUAUAAAUUGAAUUGGGAUGUCAUGCGACUGAAGGAAGAAAAAGAAAAGUUAGACCUGAACAUACUUAUUGGUUCCGAUGUAAUUGGGAUGACCACGACUGAAGAGUAA